Athalia rosae (coleseed sawfly) is the source of this 7437-nucleotide messenger RNA. Its product is annotated as disintegrin and metalloproteinase domain-containing protein 10-like. Gene Ontology annotation, biological process: membrane protein ectodomain proteolysis; Notch signaling pathway. Bases 2183 to 5779 code for a protein of 1198 amino acids. Gene Ontology annotation, cellular component: plasma membrane. The record is from RefSeq and is a predicted model, not a curated record. Lineage: Eukaryota; Metazoa; Arthropoda; Insecta; Hymenoptera; Athaliidae. Gene Ontology annotation, molecular function: metalloendopeptidase activity. The transcript has 18 exons.
GCUUUCAGUCUACCGCGGAUCGCGAUUCUCGCACGUCCGUCCAGGUGCAAAGGAAGGUAGAUUUUCGAGCCCGAUGAGACCCGAGAGCGCAGAGCACAGGUACACGUGACCUUCCCCAGCAAAAUUAUCGCAUCGUGAAAAUUUCGCAUUUCGACGAAUCAAUCGGCGAAAAGAACACCUGGAUCGGGGUAACGAACCGAGGUCGGAGUACGAUGAAAGAUACGAGAACACAUUCGGAAGAAGAAGACGAAGGAGAAGAGGAGGAGGAGAAUAAGGAGCCGAAAGGUGAAAAGUUUGGAUUCGUCAUCGAGGACGUCGAGUGUUGAGAGCUCGAGUUUGCGGCGAUGAGAUAGAGGUACCUGUAUGCGAGAGAACGGAGAGGACGCGAGAGUCGAGAGAUAGAGAGGGACGGAGGUUGUUUAAUUCCAUGAAUGUAUGAGUAUGGGGUAUCCGAGUAUUGGUGAUAGUUGGUUGGGUACAGUCAUUCAAGGAGAAUGUAGUUACCUGGCCGACAGAAACGGCAACGGCAACGGCAACGGCAACGGCAGCGGUGAUGCCAGAUCUAUCCGAUUAUAUGCUGCUGGUGGAGCAGGUAUAAUACAUGCCUAGUCUUUUUACGAAUCCAUGUACUCGUAUACCCGAUAAAAACGUAUCGCAGAAUGAUUUUGAACAUUCACGAAAUAACACCUGACAAAGAAGAGAAACAACGCGCUCUCAACGAACAAAGGCACACACGGUCCACGGAGAACUGCAGCGUUCGCAAAUUCGAAACUCCCGGAAUAAUUGGUCGCGUUUUGCAUAAUCGAAACGCAAUCUCGUGAGACGACAAAAAUCGGUGUGAUAUAGUUUAAAAGGUAUCCCUACCGUAUGAGGAUUUCGUUAUGGUUAAAAAGUGAAAUUUUAUGUGCCCCACACGAUCUGAAAACACUUUUCGUGAUUGCAAGUAUACUGUACGAUAAACUUAGUUGCGAUUGAUUAUUACUUUACCGCCUAUGAUAAAUUUUUGUUGUCGAAGAUAGCUGAUCUAUUACACAAGAUCUGACUAUAAUUACUGUAAAUUACCCUCAAAAGACAAAAAAAAAAAAAGAAACCAUGAUAUUAUAUCGGUCUUCCACGAGAAACGAACACUGCAACUACAUGUAUGUAUAAAUAGUCCUAGCGAAGACGAAAAAAUUCGAAAAUCUGUUGAAAAAAAUAUUUCCAUGGAGGGUUGUAAUAAAAAGCUUAUGCAACUUUUCAUGCUCAGACUGACUUCGCCUUAUCGCUGCCAAAAAAUUUUGUCAUCCGACGACAGGAUGAGUAGGAAACAAGAAAAUCGCAUCAACGGACUGUCGUAACAGACAGAAACAUCGGCGAUGAAAAAUAGUAGCGUGCAGGAAUUAAUUUCUGAUUGACAAAAAAUUUGUUAAAAAUCCUGCAGAAUAUAAUGUGCGUAUAACGGUGUUGUUGUUUCGUUGUAUGUUUACUUUUUUUUUGUCCUUGUUUAAGAUUGAAAAGUACCGCGAGUGCUAAACGACGAAAAAUACCCGAGAGCGAACUGUCGAAAGAAAAAUAAACCCUAGUGUUCUCUGGAAAAAAAAAAAAAAAAAUCACACGAUUUCCAAUAAUAAAACAUUACGCUCGACGUAUAUAUUCGAAGAAACAUAUAAUCUGUGUAAUUUGAUUAAGACUAUACGUAUUAGAAUCUGUGAUGCGCUUCGAGGGUUUCCGUUGCAGUUUUGUAGCAGCAUUAUUUUUGUCAUUGUUAUUGUUGCUCUUCUUGUUACCGUACGUUGGUGUUAAAUUUUAUUUAGCGAAAGAUCGAUCGAUCGACUCUUCGUCUAAAAAGAAAAUUUUGUGCUCGAGUGUUAUAACAUUUAUUGUGAUAUUAAAUAAUAAUAAGAAAUCAAGAUAGCGGCGUGAUGCUGCUGGCAGCUUUUUUUUUCUUCUAUUUCUUUCAUUUUUCUGACUCCUAAAAAAGGAGGGGUGCAUUUAUCGGUGUCGAUUAAAGUAUUUUAAGAAAUUUCAACCCAACCCCUGCGAAGGAUAACUCGAUCCUACGGUGAUUUUUUUUUCAAACAAAGACGACUAAUAAGGAUAAGAAGUGUUAUCGUCGGUGUUGAAAUAGAUGAAGUAAAUACGAGCCUUCACCCGCUGGAUAUCGCGGUCCUGCAGCAGCAGCAGCUUUUAUCGGAGUUAUAGAAUGUCCUGCGGGGGGACGAUAUUAUGUCGGGGACGGUUGAUGCACCUGAUUCAGGUCGCCCUCCUCAUCCUACUGCUACUUGGGACAGUCUGCAUGCCUCUCAUUGUUGUCGUUGCUUCGCCUAUUCAUCCGCUGCCGCCACACAGAGGUAUAUCGAGGGGUUCGUACAUCCGACAUUAUGGGGCUGCUUGGUACGACACUUCGGCGUUGCGUCAACAUCGCGAUCGUGUGCGUCGCGACGCUUCCGACAACCUCAAAGACCAACCCUUGACUCUACGGCUGCACGCCCUCGACAAAAUGUGGACGAUAAAAUUGGUACGUGACGGUGGCUUGUUCGCGGACGACGCGAUUUUCGAAAAUUCCGACGGAAUCAUAUCGUUCGACACGAACAGGGCGUACGUCGGGAGUAUUUUGGAGGAUGAGAACGCGUCGGUCCAAGGAGUCGUUACGGAGGAGGGUCUGUUCGACGGUACCGUGUGGUCGGGACUGGAGGAAUAUUACAUAGAACCGUCGAGCAGAUAUUCCGUCGAGGACGAGGACACCAGCCCACCCUAUCACACCAUAGCUUACAGAGCUUCCGACGUCACGUCACCCUCGCAACCUCUUCGCUGCGCCAGCCAGCACCUGAGCCGCGGCACUCUUCGCGAGAGCAUCGAUCGGGUAUCGAGAGGUGCGAACGUCAACGGUUCGUCCGAACCACUCUACGAGCAUCUGGUGGACGAGGAGAUUCGCGCGCACGGCGGCCUUUACUCCAACGAACCAGUUCCGAAAAAAUCGGUGACGUCCGCCGAGAGGAACUACGAUCUCGAAUACCUCGACAGGGUAUACCGCGAACGUUACGCCAGGCAUCUCCACAAAAGGGCAACGGUGGAUCCUAGAAAAACAACGUGCAUGCUCUACUUGCAGGCGGAUCAUCAAUUUUUCUCAAGAUACGGAACCGAGGAGGCGUGCAUCGAAGUUAUGACCAGACACGUGCAAAGAGUUAAUUCCAUCUACAAACACACAGAUUUCAACCAAGACGGUCGCCCGGACAACAUAAGUUUCAUGAUAAAAAGGGUGAAGGUCCACAGCGGAGAGUCGGUGAAAGACCCGAACUACCGAUUCCCCGGAAAUUACGGCGUUGAAAAGUUCUUGGAACUCUUUUCCGAGGAAGAUUACGACGCGUUUUGUUUGGCUUAUAUGUUCACCUACAGAGAUUUUGAAAUGGGUACUCUGGGUCUCGCUUGGACGGGAGAUCUAAAAAAUGCUGGCGGAGUGUGCGAAAAAAAUGGGCACUACCGAGGUAGUAUGAAGUCACUGAACACCGGUAUCGUCACUUUACUCAACUACGGGAAACACGUGCCCCCAGCCGUAUCUCACGUUACUUUGGCCCACGAAAUCGGUCACAAUUUCGGCUCUCCCCACGAUCCUGAACAAUGUACUCCUGGAGGAGAGGAUGGAAAUUUCAUAAUGUUCGCACGUGCUACCAGCGGUGAUAAGAGAAAUAACAACCGCUUCAGUCCGUGCAGUUUGAACGCUAUAAAUCCUGUACUAAACACCAAAGCGCGUUCGCCAAAAGGAUGUUUCACCGAGCCCCAAGCUUCUCUUUGUGGCAACGGUGUGGUAGAAGAAGGUGAAGAGUGCGAUUGCGGAUGGGAAGAAGAUUGCCGAGAUUCAUGUUGUUUUCCACAACGUCGUUAUCCGCCGGCCGAGGAACCUCCUUGUCGGCUUACUCCUGGAUCGAUUUGCAGUCCCAGUCAGGGUCCGUGUUGCACAAACGAGUGCAAACUUCAAUUCGGUGUAAAAUGCAGAGACGACAACGGGUGCAGGGAUGCAAGUUUUUGCGACGGUAGAGUACCUCACUGUCCACCGUCUAUUAACAAACCCAAUAAAACCGUGUGCAACGAAGAACUGGUCUGCUUCAUGGGGGAAUGUACCGGAAGUAUUUGUCUGGCGUACGGUUUGGAAUCUUGUCAAUGCAUUCCCGGGCCGACCGAUCCCCCUACCAAGGCCUGUGAACUUUGUUGCCGCUUGCCCGGCGAAAAUCAACCUUGCCUGUCUUCUUUCGACUGGAACAAAUGGCCGUACGAUAUACCGGAUAUGUUUUCGAAACCGGGAACACCUUGCAACGAUUACAACGGGUACUGCGACGUUUUUCAAAAAUGCAGAGAGGUGGAUCCGAGCGGUCCUUUAGCUACCCUGAGGAAACUUCUCUUGUCCGACGAAAGUUUAGCUUCGUUCAAACGUUGGGUGGCCGAUCAUUGGUACGCCGUUGCGCUCAUCGUCCUCGGUGCGAUUUCGCUUUUGGUGGCGAGCACGAGACUGUUGGGGAAACGGCCGGACCUGAAAUUGAAAUCGGUAACGAUAAUUCACAGCUCGACAACGGAGACGGUCAGACUUCCGCCGGAAGGACAAGGGGGAGUGACCGUUCACCCGCCAGCGGUCAGGGCGAAACUUCCCUUGAGCAGGAAAGUCAGAGAGAAGAGGAGACGACGACGCAAGGUGCCUAACAAAAACUCGUCAUCGGGGAACGGCGGGGCGCAGGGUAACGAGAAACCGUCGAAAGUAUCGAAAAAGAAGAGGUCGGUAGCACCGGCGUCUUCGGGAUUGGCGGGAAACUUGAGUACUCCAGGGGUAUUGGUUCAGCCGUCUGGAACGGCCGAAGAUCAUCGUAACGAGCCCGCAUCAAACGAGGCAAUAUCGGCGGGGGUAAUAUCACGAAAACGAGUGGCCGAAGUACUUCUGGCGUCGGGUGUAGUGAAGCAGAAAAAAUUGUCAAAAGAGAAGCAACAACAUCCGCAAAAUCCGACGUCGGAGGCGAACAACAACGUGAACAAUACGGGCGCGGGUGCGACAACGACGGCGAUACCGAUAGCCACGGUACAGGCGGUGACGUCGAACGUCAAUCAAAAGAAGCGUAGAAAAAAGGGUAACAAAGAGGUGAUAGAUUAUUCAUCGGCCCAGCAACACAACGAGAACGAUUCGACGUCGAUGAUAACGGAUUCGGAUCCCAAGAGUAAAGUCCGUUCGUGGUUGUUAGCGUCAUCCCAAGUUGUUACAGACGAGCCAUCGAACAUACCGAAGAGUAAAUCGACGCCGGCCGGAUUAACGACCGUUGGCGGUAUGCGGAGUAACGUGGCGUGCGGUAUCCGCGGUCGUCAAGUGACAUUGAGAAGGCCGACCGACCCGAAAGCCAGAAGUUUGGGGUCGAUAGCGCGCAAUAACGACCAUAAUAAAAACGAUCGUUUGCGUCUUCAAGUUGUUUACAAACCGCCGUUCAAAUUCAGCGUGAAACUAAGGAAAGCUGACAAGGUCGGUGCAGCGUGCAACGUAGCUACGGCGACAGCGGGUCACGGGGCGCAAAGAACUUCGGCCCCUCGCACCGGAGUUUUAGUCAGGACAACGACCGGGGGAGGUGAAUCGAAAGCUAAAAAAGGCAGCUUCGGCAACAACGCUAACAGAAUAACGAAGCAUCGGAGCAACGCCGGUAAAACGGCGAACUUUACCGGCUUGACCCGCGGAACGGAAGAUCCGUCGGCGAAUUCCGAUUUGCACACCGUGCCAUCUGACCUCGAAGUACUUCUCUCGGAAUGUGAAUUCCUCUUCUCGGACGCGUGACAUCCAACCGAUGACCCUAUCGUCGAACCCCGUUGUUACUUAAUUUUCGACAACGAACGACGCGACGAACCCGACGACGAUCGUUACGUCGAAGAAGAAGAAGAGGAAGUUGAAGAAGGGGAUGAAGAAGAGCUCACGAUCCGAUAAAAAGUGAUAACGGUGUCCCUCGUUCACCUAAUUCAUAUUCUGUACAACUGACAGAAUACUUUGGGAACAAAUAUGGUAAGAGUGAAAAAAAAAAAAAAAAAUUGGUGAUAGCUAACUAAAAAAACUAAUAACAUUUUUCAACUACUGUAUACACACAUAGUGAUAACGACGUGAGUUGAAAAUUACGUUUCAUUCACGAUUAAUGAUAUCGUUGAUUGUGACGGUGAUCAACCGCGGAUCUCGUUGAAGUGAUGAUAAAAAUAAAAAGAACUCCCAGUUGACUAUUUGCGAGAAAACGAUUGUUAAUCGCACUCAACUUUAACGAUGGUGAUGGUGAAGAUAGUUGAAUUAAAAAAAAAAAAAAAAACUCUUCUAACAAGCUCUUGGUAAAAAAAUGAAAAAUUCGACAACUUACGACGGUUACCCGCGCUACAGUUUUUGUCCAACGGAUACCGAUUGCGAUCGUAACAUUAUAACGAUGUCGACGAUGACGGUGAUGAUAUCUGUCGUAAUCGUAACGAUCAUUUGAAUUUCGUCUGAUCGUCUGCUUUUGUGUAUUCCGUUUGCAACUGUGGAUUUGCGAUCUGAUGCUGUUAGAGAGAGAAAUGAUAUUGGAACAAAAAAAAAAUAAAAAUAAAAAUAGGAAAUACGAAUAAUUAUGAAAAUGUAAAUAUAAACGAUAUCCCGAAGAAACAGGUUUUCCCCACGAUCAUGGCGAAGAACAGUUGAGUAUAUUUUUUAAAAACUGUAAAUACAAUAUUAGAGAAACGAGAGACGUAAAAGUAAUUGGCUACGGGGAAUUAUCGCACGAUUAUUAUCACGGAGCUCUUUGCGUGACUGACAUUCCGAUACAUCACAUUAUGUACGAUUUACGUGUGUAUGUCCUUAGCUAAUUUGUCUCACUUUUCCGAUUUCAUCGUUAUCCUCAUUGUCACGAAGAUUGUAACUAUCGGCAUUAUUGUUAUUUCCGCCAUUUUAAUUAUCAUUGAAGGAAAGUGAAAAACAUCAAUAAUCCUCGAUACGGGAAUUCCAAUGAUUUCGAUAACAGUCACGAUAAUCCACAGCAUCCAUAUUAUCGUGGAAGGUCUUCCAAAAUAUAGCUACUCCUCGCGGAUCGUCGUCUGCUUUGUUAGACAAGAAGAGCGAUUAGAAGUGACAAAGAAAUAAACAAGUUUUAGAUAAUUACCGAAUCUCGCCGCAGACUUGGCCAGCGAUUAUGCCGUUGUUGUACAUUAAAAUUACAUCGAUUGCGAUGUAAUGAAAGACUACUCGUAUGAGCAUACCUAUACUAUUAUUACGCAUACCAUAUUAUUAUAGUUUAUCAGUAAUUGAGAAUGUUAUCAAAUUGUAACACGUAUGUAAGUUAUACGUACUCGUAUCUACGUAGACACCAUAGGCAGUACUGACCAUAUUACAUAAGUGGUAUACGGUAACACGUACUUGAGAAAUUUCUGAAGCAAGAAUUAUUGUUAUAAGAGGUUUGGCGAAAAACGUGAGAAGUUAAAUGUGAA